Messenger RNA from Corythoichthys intestinalis (scribbled pipefish), 5543 nucleotides. RefSeq names its product serine/threonine kinase 32A (gene stk32a). The record is from RefSeq and is a predicted model, not a curated record. Bases 871 to 2196 code for a protein of 441 amino acids. Gene Ontology annotation, molecular function: ATP binding; protein kinase activity. NCBI's taxonomy places the organism in Eukaryota, Metazoa, Chordata, Actinopteri, Syngnathiformes, Syngnathidae. Gene Ontology annotation, biological process: protein phosphorylation. The transcript has 14 exons.
AAAGUCAAUUACAUGCAAUGACACUUUUCGGCCACCAGCCCCCCACUGAAAAUCCGCUUAUGAUUUUCACUAGCUGUUAAAAGUGACAGUGGCGCAAAAAGCCGUCUAUUUGUCAGCAAGCCAUUAUACAGUCGAAUCCAUUCUUGUGAGCAUGAGUAACAUCUGCUGUCAGCCAGCGUCACAGCUCCUCAGUGCGUGCGUGCGCGCGCGUGGCCACGGUGGAGAUAAGCACACCGCACAGGCGGCAUGCUGGAGGUCAACGAACAAAACAGACAUCCUCCAGAAAACGCAACAUUUUCCUACUUUAAGAUCGCGCAGACCUUCUUCUUUCUAUAAGUCCUUGGUAUUUUUUUUUUUUUUGCACAUGACACGUCUUGUGCCUGGCGAGCACUGGACAAGUGAGCCUUUCAGAGCAGCACUGUUGCUCUCUUGCAAGCCGAGCAGGAGAUGCUCCUCUAAAUUCCACGAGAAGAAAGCGCAAGAGUGUCCUCUGCGGGGAGCUCGGCAAUGCGGCUCCUCACACUAGUUUUGGGAGAAUUUGGUCUCAUCUAAUCAGCCUGUUAGACACUCAGUCACUAGAGGGUCACCAGUACAUCAGCCAGUCUCCUUCUGGGCUGCCAGGGAUAUCCUUCUGCCUGCACUCAUCCAAACAAGAAAGAACAGCAAUUCGCCAAAGGGGUGUGAAUGCGUUUGCAUGAUUCGGAACGCCUCUAGGAUAGUUUCAAGAUGCGGAAUUGUGUACGUGUGUAUCACGGUUGAGAAAGCUCGUCUAGUGUGAGGAAGCGGGUGUAGCGCUGACCAGGCUAUGACCGCCUGUGGAUGCUGAGUUGAGAGACGGGAGCUGAACCGGAGGCUCGCUGAGGAGUCACCAUGGGGCUUGGACAGUCCAGCAAGUCUCCCGUCAAGGGUGACACCGACGAGGUCAACUUUGACAAUUUCCAGAUCCUCAGAGCAAUAGGAAAAGGAAGCUUUGGAAAGGUUUGCAUCGUCCAGAAGAAAGACACGAAGAAAAUGUACGCCAUGAAGUACAUGAAUAAGCUGAAAUGUGUGGAGCGUAACGAAGUGAGGAAUGUCUUGAAAGAGCUGCAGAUCAUGCAGAACCUGGAGCAUCCCUUCCUGGUGAACAUCUGGUAUUCCUUCCAGGAUGAGGAGGACAUGUUUAUGGUGGUAGAUUUGCUCCUCGGAGGAGACCUGCGUUAUCACCUGCAGCAGAAUGUCCAUUUCUCAGAGAACACAGUCAAACUGUACAUCUGCGAACUGGCCUUGGCCCUGGGUUACCUGCGCUCCAAACAUAUAAUACACAGAGACAUCAAGCCUGACAACAUACUACUGGAUGAACAUGGUCACGUCCAUCUAACAGACUUCAACAUUGCAGCCAUUGUGAAAGAUGACCUUAAGGCCACAUCCAUUGCAGGGACCAAGCCAUACAUGGCUCCUGAGCUGUUCCAGAUCUUUGAAGGCUCCCAUCCUGGUUACUCCUUCUCGGUGGAUUGGUGGUCAUUGGGCAUCACAGCUUACGAACUGCUUAGAGGGCAGAGACCCUAUGUGAUGAGGUCCAGCACUCCAGCCAAUGAAAUCCUUCACACGUUCCACAAGGUGCACCUCAGCUUCCCAGCGGCAUGGUCCUCAGAGAUGAAGUCACUUCUCAGAAAGGUAUCCCGCACCAAAUGUAUCUCAUCGGCAGUGGCGGUCUUGGCAGUUUUGGGGCCUAGGGCGAACAAAUCCAGGGGCCCGCUUCAUGAGUCAGGGGUUAAAAAGUUGCUGUGCAUAGACGUCCAAAAGCGCAUUUCCUGUCUAGCAGAGCUGCAGGAUCUUGACUACAUGUCGGACGUCAGCUGGGACACUGUGCUUGGCAAACAGAUUCCUCCGGGCUUUAUUCCCAAUAAGCGUCGACUAAACUGUGAUCCUACAUUUGAGUUGGAGGAGAUGAUCCUGGAGUCCAAACCUCUGCACAAAAAAAAGAAAAGGCUCGCUAGAAAGACCAGGGAUCAGGGUUCUGACGGAUCACCACAGAAUGGUCAGUUGCAGCAACGUUUGGAUAAUGUGCAGAGAGACUUUAUUAUCUUCAACAGAGAAAAGUCAACGAAAGCGGUUCUGGAUUCGGACUCGACUGAACUAUCCACAAGUAACAAAAACAAAGCAAUAGAGGACGGUCAGAACAAUAAUGUGGAACCUGUCGACUUUUUAUCAGGAUAAGACAACCAGACUCCGUAUCUCCCCCAACCUGUCCUCCUUAUCUCUCAAUUUUGCUUGUACAGUAGAUCAGCGCUAGCAGUAUAGCGUCACCCCCAGUGAUAAUAGCGGGCCGCUACGUUGCAUCAACGAACAGAGCCAAGACUUGAGUACAGGGUGAGAAAAUUGACUCUAAAGACAUGUUUUUUGGUCUGAAAAACUGGGAUGUACAGUAUGUCACGUCAUGCUACUUUUCACCGGAAGAGACAAUCUCAUACCUAUGGAGCAAAUGUGGAGCUAAUGGUCUUGGUUUUCAUUUGAAAGUUUGUAUCAAUGUUUUGCUAGUCUCAACGUUGGAGCAUGAAUCCUGCCGAUUUUGCUUGAAAUACAACACAUGAUGUAGGUUAUAAUGUCUGCUUUUGUGCUCCACACAAUUUUGAACUACUUAAUCAAAUUUAAGUGUCAGAGCAUUUUUAUUAUGCAAUGACGUUAAAUGUAGCACUAGCUGUUUUUACUGGUUCAUUUUGAAAAAUAAAAUUAUCGCAAACGCGUAAAUAGUGAGGCAUCACGGCAGAGUGACAAACAGUAAAGGUAAAAAGGACACGCAACAUUUUGGCAUCCUUCUACUUGUCUGUCAAUGCCAGAGGUGGGUAGUAACACGUUUCAUUUACUCCAUUACAUUUACUUGAGUAACUUUUUGAGAAAAAUGUAGUUCUUAGUUUUACUAAAUUUUUACGUCAGUAGAUUUGUGAAGAAGAAAUGCUACUCUUACUCCGCUACUUUGGGCUACACUCGUCGUUACAUUUUUCGUCUUUAUUCUACAUAUUAGAUUUUACAUUUUUAUGCCAGAAAUGCCAACAGUGACGUUACCAGGUUCAACAAAAAUGAGACGUUGCAACAAUAAUCAUAUGACUCAUUAUACCAAUCAGUGUCAAGCUUGCCAUUCUAUGAUCAAGCCGGCCUGUUCAAUCACGUGGCGUCUUUAAAGCACAUUUAAAAUUCUUUUAAUUCAAUAAUUUUAUUUAAAUUUUAAUAAAUACACUACCGUUCAAAACCAAACUUUUGAACCGUAGUGUAUAAGGGUGUAACGGUACAUGUAUUUGUAUUGAACCGUUUUGGUAUGGGGUACUCGGUUCGGAACGGAGGCGUACCGAACGAGUUUCUGACGUAAUGUAACCCUUACUUUUCGAGGCUGUGAGUCGAUCGGGUUACAGUUUCUUUGUGUAGAUUAUAUUUACUCCGUCUUCUCUACUAUAAUGAGGACCAACACGGUAGGACAGUAUAUAACCCAGAAACGUCAACGGCGUGACAACGUGGCCGCCCCGAGAACGCAGUGAAACGCGGGCGUUAAAGUUAAUCAGCCAAUGCAUGUUAAACGCGUCCCAGAAGCGGCUCAACUAGACGUAUGCGAAAAGAACGGCAUAGUUUAUUAUUUGACGCAAGACGCAGCCGUCCUGCGUCAAUACUACUAGCUAGAAUCGGGCAGACCGGAAGUCACUCGUGUAAAAAUACGGUGGAUCCGGUCGAUUUUCAAACUAAUAUGCAAUCCUGAUCGAUCGGGUCCGAUCGCGUCAUUUUCAAAGUAUCGGAAUCGGCAAAAAAAUAUCGAACAUGCCUUUUUUUAAUAUAUAUAUAUAUAUAUAUAUAUAUUUUUUUUUAAUUAAAUCGUUUUCUAAUUGUAUUUAACGUUACAGACAUAAUGUGUUACACUCUUCCAGAGUCUGUAGUUUUAGCUUAAGGUAGGGUUAUCAAAUUUAUCGCGUUAACGCCGAGAAUUAAUAUUUUUUACAUUUACCACGUUACAAUAUUUAACACAGUUAACGCAUGCGCUGCACGACCCACUCACGCAUUGUCGCGUUCAAUCUAUAAUGGCGCCGUUUUACCCAUACAGUAUAUAGAGCUAACAGUCAGCGUAAGAUGAGUAGAGUGAAUUUUGGCAGCCUUUGGAGCCUUCUUUUAAAUGGCCAAAGCCUUACAAUCCCUCUCCCAACGAUUAGAAUAAUCGUCGGACUCAAUGUGGGGAAGAAAGUUAGUAGUUGAUCUUUUUCUUAAGACCCUAUGUUAUUCCCAACGCAGAGAAGAUAUAUCAAUUGGUACCACGUCGCACAGUCAUGGUUGCACUUCCCAUCAUGCAUUUGGGCAAAAGUUAAAUGGCUACAGUAUCAUUUACUGAAAGCUCAACAAUUACACUAGAUGGCAAUAUUCAGUCACAAUAUACAAAGUAACAUUUAUCCUUUAAGAAUUACAAGUCUUUCUAUCCGUGGAUCCCUCUCACAGAAAGAAUGUUAAUAAUGUAAAUGCCAUCUUGAGGAUUUAUUGUCAUAAUAAACAAAUAGAGUGCUUAUGUACUGUAUGUUGAAUGUAUAUAUUCGUCCGAGUUUUAUUUAUUUUUUUCUUAAUGCAUUGCCAAAAUGUAUAUGAUCGGGAAAAAUUAUCGAGAAUGAUUGGAAUUGAAUCGGGAGCAAAAAAAAAAAAAAAGCAAUCGGAACGGGAAAUAUCGGGAUCGGCAGAUACUCAAACUAAAAAUAUCGGGAUCGGAUCGGGAGCAAAAAAACAUGAUCGGAACAACCCUAAUAAUAACAGUUAAUAUUGAUGACAACAAAAAUACUAUACCAAAACACUUAAACAGUUACUCACAAUGUUACUCAUUACUUGAGUAUUCUUUACACCAUACUUUUUACUUGUUGGAUGACUACUUUUACUUUUAUUUGAGUAAUAUUAUUUUGAAGUAACCCUACUGUUAUUUGAGUAAAAUCUUUGGCUACUCUACCCACCUCUGGUCAUUGUCCAGAAUGAAAAGUUUAACCUUUACCAAAAGCCUCACCUAAAAGUGCCAAAAAUGAAAGUUGUAUGGAUGGCAUAUCUUGGUCCCGUUCCCAAUUUUGACAAUAGAAAUGGAAAAUGUGUGAAGUACUGAGCUGACUCCAAAUCUUGUAUAAAGUAAGAAACUUUGUCAAGGUUUUUAUUUUGAUUCUUUUUUUUUUUUUUAAAUAAAAGUCCUUUCUAAUAUGCUUGUUUUGUACAUGAUUGAAGCCCUCCCCUCACUUUAACAUAGUUUUUAUUUUCAAAAUGGCACCAAAGAUAGAAUUGUAUGUUAGAACAGACUUGGGUCUGAGUCAGAGGCGGAACUUAGGGGGUGUGACCUGGUUGGCGGGCGUAUAGUGAUCGUGGUUGGGCGAGGGGACUUGAGCAACUAGAGCUCUGGCUGUGCGUAUAUUCUAGGAUCUAUUUAUUUUAAUUUAUAUAAAAUAUUUGUUAUUUUUUGUUAAUUUAUUUAUUUUCACAUUAUAUUCAUGUUCCAAUUUGCAAAUAUGUUCUGAAAAAAAAUCCUGUUCAAUGGAAAAAAGUUUUUUUUUUUUUUUUUUUAAACC